This is a messenger RNA of Diaporthe amygdali, 456 nucleotides long. RefSeq lists its product as uncharacterized. NCBI's taxonomy places the organism in Eukaryota, Fungi, Ascomycota, Sordariomycetes, Diaporthales, Diaporthaceae. The transcript has 3 exons. The record is from RefSeq and is a predicted model, not a curated record. The coding region runs from base 1 to 456 and encodes 151 amino acids.
AUGCCAGAUCAAACACCGUCUUCACUGUCGGCUGCUGCUGCUGCUGCUCCGCCAUCAUCAUCAGCGGGAGCCGCUACGUCGAGGAUUGCUCGCCACGUCGCCCUAGGCGACGCGGCGCCAACUUAUUCCACGUGGCUCAAUGACCCCAAUUACAUGAAGCUUGAGACCUAUUUCGCUGAAGAUCAAAAGGCUGCUCCAGGACUUGCUGCCAGUUUCGGGCUAAACAACCUCAGGCCGGUCCUCGUCAAGCCUGAUACACAGGAGGGCAACACCUACUUGAUCACAGAUGACACAAGCUAUUGGAUGUUUAAUGAAUUAGAAGGGAGGAUGUGGAAAUUUAAGAACAAGUCCCUGACACAAAGCAUGGUCGUGAAUCUAGUUGAGGAAGAGAGAUAUGACGGCUCGGACUUGGCCGAACAGACCAAGGUGGAUCCUGAAGAGCUGUCAAAUGAUUAG